Molecule: messenger RNA, 5517 nt
Organism: Cladocopium goreaui
Lineage: Eukaryota; Dinophyceae; Suessiales; Symbiodiniaceae
Source: the annotation of a GenBank genome assembly
GGCAUGCCGCCGGAAAUUAAAUCGAACAUUGCAGUCGUUGCAGUCUUCUUCGCAGGAAGAUGGAUUGCAGCUGCGAUGACUGCGCGGUCUGUUCAGUCGGUUCUGUCUACAGGCAGUGAAUUCAAUCUGCCCACCAACGUCAACUGCGGCAGCAACAUCUCUGGCUCUACAGUUGGUUUGAUUGGAGGUGUCCAAUCACACCGAUUUUGUCCCAACGAGACAGGCAGGGUCGAGGCAAGCACCUGUGGCUCCAGCUUCUUUCCAGGGGUCUCCAGCAAUACGACUACACUGCCCUGCAGCCAGACAUGCAAUAGUGGAGAGUGUAUUGCAUUCAUCUUCAGGCCUGGAGAGUGCUACGAAAUCCUCGUCGAAUCAUUCGGCCAGGAAGGGGAUUACUUGCUAUCCAUGACUUGCAUUAUCGCAACAGAUGUACCAGUUCAGUGUGGCGACACCACUUCCGGCUCAACAGUGGGUCUGCAAAAUUUGAGGGGGUUUCAAUCAGGUGACCAACUUCAUCUAUUUUGUCCCACUGAAACUGGUACAGCCCUAGUUGGCACUUGCGAGUCUGAUUUUGAUACCGAGCUGUAUAUCAAUGGCCCAGAUGUUGAUAUCAGCUGCGACGACGACUGCAAUGGCUAUCCACCGUGUGGCAAUGACGAUUUGAAGGAAAAUGCGCUGUUCGACUUCAAGGCUGGAGCAUGUUAUGAUAUCAUUGUGGGUGGAUAUGGCGAUCAAGAGGGAAACUAUGCUCUAUCAAUCCUUUGCGCGAACAGGAACAGCUCCAAGAUAGAUAUCGCAUGUGGCAGCAACAUCUCUGGCUCGAUUCGAGGUGUCCAAUCACACCGAUUUUGUCCCAAUGAGACAGGCAGGGUCCAGGCAAGCACCUGUGGUUCCAACUUCGACGCAAUGGUCUACACCAUCGAUCCCACAGCACAAAGACUGGAUAACGAGUGCGGUGACGGCUGUAAUGCAGCUUGUAUCGAAUUCGGCUUCAGGCCAGGAGAGUGCUACAACAUCGAGGUGGGCAAAUUCGGAUCGGAGACGGAGGGUGAUUACGUGUUGUCCAUCAAUUGCAACGUACAAAGUUCCAUAUCCAUAUCCAUUCAGUGCGGCGACAAAGUCUCCGGCUCAACAGUGGGCCUGCCAGAUGUGACAGGUGAUGGAGGGGCGGGCGAUCAAGUGCACAAGUUUUGUCCCAGAGAGGAUGGGACGGCCUUGGUUGACACUUGUGAAUCCGAUUAUGAUACCAAGCUGUAUGUCAAUGGCCCAGGUGUUGAUCUCAACUGUGACGACAGCAGCUGCGGCAUGGCUUGCGGCUUUGGCAGACAGGAAAGUGCGAUGUUUGACUUCAAAGCCGGCGAAUGCUACGACGUCAUUGUCGGUGGAUAUGCCAACAGCGAAGGAAAUUACGUUCUAUCAAUCAGUUGCCCGCAGAGGAAUGCCUCUACUGGCACCACAGCAACAACCACAACAACCACAACCAGGGAACUAAUAAGCAUUGAAUGCGGCAGCAGCAUCUCCGGCUCCACAGCUGGUUUCAGACAGCCAUUCAGCUUCUGUCCAAACGCUACAGGCAGGGUUUAUGCAACCACUUGCGGUUCCAGGUCAUUUACAGAGGUCUCCAGCACUGCCGCAGAACUCAAUACUGACUGCGGGGCGGAUUGUAACGCAGGCUGUAUCGAAUUCAACUUCAGGUCCGGAAGGUGUUAUGAAAUCCUGGUGGGUGAACUCGGAGCAUCAGCGCAGGAUUAUGUGCUGUCCAUGAAUUGCACUUUUCCGAACGCAACAGCUCUUCCAGUUGAAUGUGGCAGCAAAGUCACGGGUGUUACAGUGGGCCUGCCAAGUUUGAGGGACGAUCCAGCAGGUGACAAGGUGCAUCAUUUUUGCCCCAACAGAACGGGUAUAGCCCAGGUCAGCACUUGUGAGUCCAGGUUCGAUACCAAACUCUAUGUCAAUGGAACAGAUGUCGAUCGUGAGUGCGACGAUGACUGUGGCUUGGGGACCUGUCGCCGUGGCCUGGGUUUUGGAAACAAUGAGUUUCUGACAUUUGACUUCAAGGCUGGAGAGUGCUAUGACGUCAUUGUCGGUGGAUUUGCCAACAGCGAGGGAGAGUACGUUCUAUCAAUUGAUUGCGUCGACCAGAAGGUACUUGAAUGUGGCAGAAAUUCCACUGGCUCUACAGUUGGUUUGCCCAGUUUGAGCCCUCAGACUGUAGCAGGUGUUCAGCCAUUCAUAUUCUGUCCAGGUACUUCUGGCAGAGCCUCCGUGUCCACUUGCGGGAGCAACUUCAGUGCUGGCGUUGGAAGCGGCCCGGUGGUGUUCACCAAUGCUACCCAACAGAGUUUCGAUUGCAGCGCUGAAUGCAAUGCAGCCUGUGUUCGGUUCAACUUCAGGUCUGGAGAGUGCUACCGGGUCUCACUAGGUGGAGACGAGACAUCAGAGGGGGACUACGCGCUGUCGCUGAGUUGCAUCAUUCAGAACACAACAGCUAUUCCAAUUAGUUGUGGCAGCACUGUUACUGGCUCAAUCGUUGGCCUGCCAAGUUUGAAGGGAGAUGCAUCAGGCCGACGUCACAUCUUCUGUCCAAACAGCACAGUCACAGCUCAACUCAGUACAUGCGGGUCCAACUUUCGCACUUCGCUUUACAUCAAUGGUAGCGACAUAGAAUAUGCAUGCGUCGGUGGCGCGUGCUAUUCUUUUGCCAGCUGUUCAGCGGCAGAAACUACGCUGAAUUUCAGGUCUGGGGAGUGUUACGACAUCAUUGUUGGUGGGAUCUCUGAGUGGGACGAGGGCGAAUAUUCAUUGUCGGUGACCUGUACAUCUAUCACGGCAUCAAAUAUCACUUGCCCAACAUACCUCUGGGACGGUGAACUAUUGAAUGGGAUCCGUGAUUUUGCCCAUCCUCUCAUUGUUUGGGGCUCGUCUGAUGAAGCAGAACAAUCAUUCACUGGCCCAGAGAGCCCUUUAGUGAACCACAGCCAAGUUAUACUGGCAAAUGCAUUCCGCAUUGGCGUAGAAGUGCGAGACAGAUUAGUUGAUGGCCUCAUCGGACAAAGCAUUCACCUGCUUGUUUUCGAGGAUAUACAAAACAUCCGUGACAUCACAGGGUGGAGUCUUGAACAAGCAUUCUGUCCGCAGUCAGCAGCACUACAGAUGCAGGGCGGUGGAUUUUCAGCAGGGCCCAACAGUCUCCCCAGCAGAUAUAGAUCAUGUGUCCAGAGAGAAGAGCUGCCGGCCAACACAGAUGGACUGUAUGGCAGUGCUUCCGUCGCUGCUUGGACAGCUCCCUAUGAGAAGGGCCGCAUCACAUACUACGCAAGCAGUUUCAGUGAAUCCUCCCUAACAGAUGAAUGGAGACAGCUGAUUGCAAGCUCAAUUGGUUUGGUUUGUGCCGGAGAAGUAGUCGUCAGAACUGGCAACUCCAGCACUACCACCACUACGCCUGUCCCUGUGGUAUGUGGCAGCGUUGUUAGUGGAACCAUCGUCCAGGGAGGCUCUCUGAAUGACGGCUUCAAGAAGCACACGUUUUGCACUCCUGAAGAAACAAAUGGCCUCGGACUGGGGGAAGUUCUCUUCAGCACUUGUGGCUCUUCGAUUGACACAUCGCUCACCGUGACUGGACCAAGUGGUGAGCGCUGGCAGUGCACAAACUGUGGGAGAUGCGGUCAGAAAGCAGAGCUGAAGGUUUCGUCUCUUGGAAGCAGCCGUUGUUAUGAUGUAACGGUUUACAGCAGUGGAACCGACACAGGCAACUAUUCCCUGUGGGUGUCAUGUUGCCAAGAAGAGCUUUGCAGCGGCAACGGCCUCCCAAGACACACUGCAUGGGGGCCACCUAUGGCAAAUGCUACUGGCUUCGAUUUGUGCAGAUGCAGUUGCCGUUGGCCCUUUACCGGCACUGCGUGUGACCAGUGCAAUGAAUAUUCUUUAUCUGUACCAAUCGCAGGUGCUUGUGCGAAUUGCUUUUCAGAAAGCUCCAUUGAUUUUUACCGUGUUGCGUUGGAAAACUCAAUUGUGACAUGGUCCCCAUCACUCUUGCACCCUGAGUGCGAUACGAUCCGUAUCCGAUUCGAAGAGUACUCCUCCACUAUUGCCAUCCGGACCGAAUAUCAGAAUGGCAGCCUUGCUGUUUUCAUGGGCUCAUGUCCUUUCCAAAACUUGUACCGGCUGUCUGGAUGGAUCGUUGCAGGUGCCAGGCAAAUGGGGAGAGUCAUUUGCGUACCAAAGUUCACUUGCGAUUUCGAAAUUUUCGCUGGUGCUAGCUUGGACUUUUCACCCGACAACAGGUCAGUGAACGGUACGAACUUAGUUUCCAUGCAAAUCUUGACGCUGCAUGACGAGCGUGUAGCUUUGGCUGCGCUUGCAAUGCUUGAACUCCUAGCCUCCUUCAACUCAAGCAGAAGUGCCACCCUGCAUGAUAGAUUUCGAAAUAGCUUGAGAUUCAGCUUAAGCUCAGUGUCAGAGGCCCAGCAGUUCCUAAACAAUGUGCUGCAGUCAGAACCAUCCCAAGACUUUUGCGUGAAUCCUGCGGACAUUUCUUUGCCAGCUGUUGAUCCAGAGACUGAGCUUGUGGUGCUGUUGGGACGGCUUUGUGGAUCGCGCCAGGAAAUUCAAAGUUUAAUGCGUCCAGUUCUCCAGCGAGGCCGUUCAAUUCUUCUACUGGGAGAAGCGGGGGAGUUGCCCGAAUUCAUGACAAAGAUCAACAUCAGGGUCUCAGAAGUCGCAGAUCAGACGUGUACCUACUUCACUGCAUGGCUUCAGUAUCGCUCUAAUGCACAAUGUGUUGAAACAACAGAUGAAGUGACGUUCUCGCCGCUUCGAACAACGGCUUAUCGCCGCAGCGUCUUGGAAUUCCCUGGGCUUUGCUCGAUAGCAUCAUGCUGCGUGGGUGUGUCGUGCUCAGGAUUCCUCUUGGCUGGUCCAACAGCAAGCUGUUACACACCAUUAUUGGAAUCGGGUGACUACAAUGUCAGCGUCAUUUUCAAGAAUGGUACCAGAGCUUUUGCCAAACACAGGCUUCAAGUUCAGUUUCCUCUGCAAACCAGUUCCGAACCACAGCGCUACGUGUCGUCUCCCAAUAGAUUGUCUGGAGUCUUUUCAGUCUGGACCAGGGAGGUUCGCUUUAGUGCACCUUUCUUAUAUCUCUCAGACCUUUUCGACCGAACAUGUUGCGACCUUGUAGCAAUCGGAUUCGACCUGACUGUCAUGGGCAGACUGAAGUCAAAAGUGUGUGGCGAACGGGGAUUUUCAACCACUGUUACCCUUCCAGAAAUUGAAGAUGAAAAUGCGUUUCCCCAGCCAGUGCGAUUUUUUGCCUGGCGCUGCUUUGCUGAUGUGUCACAAGCACUCGUGGAUGGAAGCAGUUGUAGUGUUCCCCAGCCUGGCCAGCUACCAGUUGCAAUGAAUGCUUUGAGUGCUGCAGGUUUGCUUCAAGAUGCAAGAGACCAGUUACAGACCUGGAACCUGCAGCGGCGCAUUGAUCAAUAUGUGGACUCUUUGCAUAUCAAGCGCUGGGCUUGA